CUAGAUUCUAGAAUCUAAGUAGAUCUAGAUUAGAAUCUAGUAGAUCUGUGUACUAUAUAGUAGAUCUUGAUCUAGAAAUCCCCAGUCAGUAAACUAUUUAUAGGCCUACUUUUAAUUUAAUACUACUGGCAUACGUCGGGUUUUCUUUAAAAAUAUGGAUCCCAAUAACAACAUGGACAAAUGGGUAACUGAACCAGAGUUUGUGGAAGAAGGAGAUGAAGCACAGAGGAGAGGAUACAACCUACAUAAGGACAUGAAACAUUGUGGGAAAAAUGAUCAACAUUUAAAUUUUAUUCCCUUUAAAUUUUUUCUUGGAAAGGAAAGUACAGUAUUUAAGGUCAUUGAGAUCUUGGGUAAUUUGACAGUGAGAAUAAGUGCUCUCAAUAAACAACGUAUCAAACUUAAUGCAAGUGGAAUGUUAAUUAGAUUAGUAGAGGUUGAGAACUUAGACUAUGGAAGAGAUUGUUGUUUAUUUUUUGUUAUCAUAACAGCCAAGCAUGUGAUCUCUAAUGACAGUGAAGCAAUAAGUGCGACUGUUGAAUUUUUCAAUGAUGGAGAUAACCGUUGUGAUUCCAACAGUGCCAGGUGUAUUAAAUUGUUAGCAUCAAAUAAUGAAGGGGAUUUUUCUGAAGUGUUGUGUAUGACAACAGACAGAAUAUUGGCAGCUAAAAUAAAGAACCUGCUUGACUUUAACCACUUCAAGCUAGCACAUAGAGAAAACUUGUUUAACAUUUUUAUUGAGAGUAGUACUAGAAAGCUCAACAACCCCUUCAGUCAACCUGAAUCUGAUUUAAAUACCUUUAAGGAGAUAAAUAACUUGUUGCAGCACAUAGAUCAGUUUGGUCCUAAAGAACAAUUACUAGACUGUUUUACACAUCCUGUAAGAUUUGAUUUUAGAAACAUAGAACAAUUGUAUUUAAAUACGUUUUUGUUUGAGGUGAUGUUUUUUUGUCAGAGUAAUGGAAUAUGUACAAGAAAUGUUACAACUGAAAUAGAAUUAUUAGACAGAGUUUUUAAAAACUCUCAAGAGAGAAAAACUGUUAUUACGUUAGUAGAAAAUUUAUCUAAACGCAAAAUGACCAAUCAGUACAUUCAUAUUUGCUACCCAUGUGACAAGUCAAAGCAAGUAAGUUGUCAUUAUUUUAUGUCUAUGCACAACACUCCGACAUGUUCUAGAUGUUAUGGUGGUGCUGUGUUUAUUAUUCCUAGAGAAUGUUUGGAACUCAAUGAUGAUGGAGAAAUUCAAUUGGACAAAAUAUUGGUUCUGCAACCCUCUAACAGAAACAAACUCUCAUCGAUGGCCGAGAAGAAGAAAAGGAAAAUAGACGAUGAGUGUCGGCAAUUUCAAGAAGAAUGGAAUUUGAAAUACUUCUUCAUAAAAUCCGGAGAUAAAGCGCUGUGUCUGAUUUGCAAUGAAACCGUGGCUGUGAUGAAAGAAUACAACCUGCGCCGUCAUCAUCAAAGCAAACAUCAGGGUAAAUAUGCACAGUUGGAGGGUAAAGUCCGUGCCAAAACAUAUUCUAAAUUAAAAAAUCAACUCACAUCUCAGAGGACGUUGAUCAAUAAAUCCUCAAAUGAAAAUGAAGCCUUAAAAAAGGCCAGUUAUAAUGUUGCCUAUGUCCUGGCUAAAAGUGGCAAACCGUUUACAGAUGGUGAAGUAGUGAAGGAAUGUUUGAUGAAGUUGCCGACUGUGGAUUGA
Messenger RNA from Physella acuta, 1699 nucleotides. RefSeq lists its product as uncharacterized. Lineage: Eukaryota; Metazoa; Mollusca; Gastropoda; Physidae. The record is from RefSeq and is a predicted model, not a curated record.